UUGUUGGAUCCAGGGAAGGUAUAGUACAGUUUACACAGCUCGUGCGGGAAAUGGAGAGUAUGGACAACGAGGUCGCACGUCUCCACAACCAGAUCCGAAGUCAUUACUUGCCUCCAGUCUCGAUCAGCUCCACUGUCGAUACAUCUUUGUAAAUCGGUGACAAUUAUAAAGAGAUAAAGGAAUCUCAAAUAAAUAAGAUGAGGAGAAGAAAAUACUACCAGUUUAUAGUGGUCGCGAGUGUUCUCAUAUACGUUUACUAUUUCUUUGGUGUGUGUGACUAUAUGAACACGAAGAGUUUUGACAAAGACUUCCAUUACCCUCUGGAUGUAAACAUUCAGCCAUUGAUCAGCAAUGUGCUAGUCAAUAAGAUGCCGGAACAUCCGCCGAUUAAUGUUUACCCGUACAAAUUCCUAAGCAAUUCGGUAAAAUGUUUAACACAGGAAAGAUUAGACCUGUUCAUCGUCGUCAAAUCGGCGAUGGGGAAUUUCGAGCAACGUAACGGUAUUCGGCAGACUUACGGCCAAGAGAAAUUAAUAACGGGAAAGAUAGUACGGAUAUUAUUUUUCAUCGGAAUCGAUGACCAAGUUAAAUCUCCAAUGCAGAAGAGAAUAGAAGAGGAGAUGGCAAUAUUCAAUGACGUAAUCCAAAUGGACUUCCACGACAGCUACUUCAACAAUACGAUCAAAACGAUGAUGUCCUUCCGCUGGCUAUUCGACCACUGUUCCAACGCUAACAAUUACCUAUUCACUGAUGACGACAUGUAUAUAUCGGUCAAGAAUCUCUUGACGUACGUUGAAAACGAAGCGCCGGAGAAUGUAAUCACAAGACAAGGGAGCAAGGGGGACAGGGACUCGGUGAUAUUACACGAUGGAAGUCAAAAGAUUAUAUUUGCGGGUUACGUGUUCAAUUCCUCGCCUCAGCGCUUUCGAUCGAGCAAGUGGCAUGUGAGCCUGGAGGAGUAUCCGUGGAACCAAUGGCCGCCGUACGUCACAGCGGGCGCGUUCGUUGUAUCCAAUCGUGCUAUGAAAAUAUUUUACGCGGGCAGUUUGUUCGUUAAGCAUUUUCGCUUCGACGAUAUUUAUUUAGGUAUUCUCGCGAAAAAGAUUGGACUCGAGCCUACUCAUUGCUCCAAGUUCUAUUUCUAUAAGAAGAAGUACAGCGUUGAGGGCUAUCGCGACGUGAUAGCGUCACACGGCUAUGACGAUCCUCAAGAGCUGUACAAGGUUUGGAGUGAACAAUACUCAUUGUAGCUUCGUAAGUACAAUUAUAUUCAAUAUACUGUAAUCAGGAGUAAAGAUAAACAAAUCUUAGAUAAACAUACCAUCGAUCGGUUUGUUAAUAGCUCUGCUAUGUCAUGCACAAACUGUUAUCGAUUAAUAUACCCUUAUAUAUUAAUAUUGUAAUUAGAAACUGUCUCUGUUCCGACGUCACGGUUUAAACACUGAACUGAUUUUGAUGAAAUUUAUUAUGAAGCAAGCUUGAAACCCAAGAUAGGACACUUUUUAUACUUAACACAUGCACGCCCCCCCCCCUUGCUAACAUGCAGGCAAUGCACUUAUGUUUUACUAGCAAAAGUUCCAAGACAUUUAUUUUAGAUGUAUUGUCAUUUCAAGAUCAGUCGCUUAUUUAUCUUUACUCCUAUCAUUGAUAUAUAUAUAUAUAUAUAUAUAUAUAUUAUGAAAUUGUCAUUGUCAUAUAUAUAAGUUUGGGUAUGUUAUAUUAAGCUUACAUAAAAUUUUGUGUAUAAAAUUCUUAUAGUAGUAAUCUAUUUUGUUUGUCUGUACGAUCAGGGCUAAAUUCUAAUUGCCAAAAAUAUAUUCUCAUGAUAUUGUAUGUUUGAUGUUAGGUAUUUACUGUUUGAAAAUUUCGGUUAUUGUUUGUAAUAGUAUGGACGCUCCUGUGCGUUCGAAGCGCUUAUAUCAAGGAAUCAGUUGUUAAAGCUACCGCCAUACUCUCGAUCGAACGAGGUAACUAUAAAAAAACUUCUUAGCAGUUUGUUCAGAGGCGGAGCCGCAAAUUCACUUGCACCUACAUGUGUGUUCCAUCCAUAAUGCGUGUUAUAUGUUUAUUAUUUCUAUUUACGAAUAAGUGUGCGUAAUCGAUUCAUAUUGGAAUCUUUUAUUUUUAAGAAAAUUAUGAUACUUUAGAAACGUUCUCAUUUUUUUUAAUAUUCAUAGUUAAUAAGUAUUCCUUUUUUGAAAAUAAAA
Nymphalis io (European peacock) is the source of this 2207-nucleotide messenger RNA. Its product is annotated as protein C10-like. NCBI's taxonomy places the organism in Eukaryota, Metazoa, Arthropoda, Insecta, Lepidoptera, Nymphalidae. The record is from RefSeq and is a predicted model, not a curated record. Gene Ontology annotation, biological process: post-embryonic development. Gene Ontology annotation, cellular component: membrane. The transcript is spliced from 3 exons. Gene Ontology annotation, molecular function: hexosyltransferase activity; UDP-glycosyltransferase activity. Bases 198 to 1250 code for a protein of 350 amino acids.